AUGGAGUCUUCCACGCCAUCCUCUAGUGAGUCAUCCGCCCAACAUCCAGGCCUCUUCAAUCCUGUAUCGGCAAAGUCGAAUUCGACAUUUCAUUUGUUCCCAAACCUCCCCAAGGAAGUCAGGGACAUAAUUUGGGAGCAAAACCUCAUGUGCGAGCGAUAUAUCGCGGUUGAGCUUUGGGGCAGGGACGGGCCAUCUGGCGAAUUCUGUCGACGAAUAUCACCCCCUCGCCACCCACCUGUCAAUCAACAUUAUAAAUUAGUGCUCAUCAAUCCUCCAAGACCUAAUGCUAUUUGCGGCACCAGUGCCGAAUCUCGCGCAAGCGCUUGUCGAUUCUACAGGGUACAUCUUCCUUGCUACUCCGUCAAGGGGUCUAAGUUACACGCACCAGGAACGCUUUGGUUCAACCCUGAGCUGGACACUCUGGAGAUUCACGGAUUGGAACAUUUUACAACCUUUGCAAACGACAUUUGGCGCCAUGAUCGCGAAAAGGCAGGACUACGUAAUUUAUCUCUUAGACUCAGGAGUAGUCUCUCGUUUGGUCGCUUUUAUGAACUUGCCGCUUCAACAGACCAGCUUCGCCAAGUUAUUGGCCGACUUCGGUAUGUCACCUUUAUACAUUACACUGAGUGGGAUAGAGUAAACAUGGCUUUCGCCAAGUAUUUCAGCUGCUGCCUCGGCCGCCAGUUCCCAUUGAGGUAUCCCCGUUCACUUCCUGUUGCGGGGGCGACUGGUAGCUUUUCACGGCAGCAAGACCCACGUCCUAUCGAGGACGAUAUACUCAAUAGUAUCUGCAUUAUUACCUUCUCUGAUUCUGGGCAAAUUGUUCAGGAUUGGAUGAGCGGGUUUCAGCGUCUCAGACCGACAAUGCCAUGUGACUUCAGAUUUGCAUAUGCAACCGACGGAGCUGAAUCGCCAUUUAUUACCAAUACAGCGGGUGCUAUGGAUUAUCUCAAGGACGAAGGUAAAAGGUGGCAAGAGUAUUUUGACAGAGGAACAAUGUCACCCCCUGAAGGGCCAUGGCAAUUUUCAAUUGGGACCCCAAAGCAGCUUGAUAGCGAACUUCAAACUGCAUUUGGGUUUUGGACUUUUCCUCUCGAGCCUCAAGGUCCAUUAGGUAAGGACCAUCAACGGCCACGAGGCUUCUUGAUACCAUUUUACGAUUUUUCUGCCUACCAACCAGAGCUAUGCGUGUUUCACUUAUAG
Messenger RNA from Fusarium odoratissimum NRRL 54006, 1206 nucleotides. RefSeq lists its product as uncharacterized. The coding region runs from base 1 to 1206 and encodes 401 amino acids. The transcript has a single exon. The record is from RefSeq and is a predicted model, not a curated record. Lineage: Eukaryota; Fungi; Ascomycota; Sordariomycetes; Hypocreales; Nectriaceae.